Molecule: messenger RNA, 1222 nt
Organism: Sinocyclocheilus rhinocerous
Lineage: Eukaryota; Metazoa; Chordata; Actinopteri; Cypriniformes; Cyprinidae
Product: 39S ribosomal protein L45, mitochondrial-like
Exons: 8
Coding region: 63-998 (311 amino acids)
Cellular component (GO): mitochondrion
Source: RefSeq, a predicted model, not a curated record
AAGUCUGAUUCACACAUGUUAGCUAUUUUUCAGGUAAACGAAGGAGUCAGUGUGACAAGAACAUGGCGAUCUCCAUAUGUAGGACGUUGAAAUACCUUCAACCGACAACGUGUCAGAAUAUAAAGUGCGCCGCGGCGCUGCUGCCGCAGCCGCUGUUGGUUCCGAUCCGCACAAAGAAGCGCUACUUCAUUCCUCCAGCGGUGAAUGUGAAACAGAAAAGCCAAAGCGAGCAGGAGACUAAAGCCCGGGCUGCUGGUGUGGUGGUCCGGCAGCAGUACAUAGAGAGAGCCAUCAACAUCUCAUGCACAGCGGGCAUCUUUGAUCCGUACGUUCCUCCUGAAGGAGAUGCACGCCUCUCCACGCUGUCCAAAGAAGGUCUGAAGCAGCGCACAGAACAGCUGCGUCAGAGCGCAGCAUCACAGCUGGCGUUUCGUAAAAUCAAGGACCACGACCCCGAGUUCUCCACUAAAGAGUUCCCAGCACUAGCUCAGCAAAUGUUCAUAGAUGCUCAUGCAGCACUCACACAAUUUAACAAAGAAAAGCUUCAUUCUUUGGUGACCGAGAGGUGUUACCCUGAGAUGGUUCGGGGGAACCGUUAUAAGACUCUGCGCUGGCGCUUCAUCGAGUCACUGGAGCCGCCGCGGGUGGUCCAUGCAAGGUGUCCUGACAUGAUCAGCAAGGGCAACCUGUACGGUCAGGUGACUCUCCGUGUGCAUUCUAGACAGACAUUGGCAAUCUAUGACCGCUUUGGUCGGUUGAUGCUUGGGGAUGAAGAUGAACCCAGGGACGUCCUGGAAUACCUAGUGCUGGAGAGGCAUCUGGUCAACCCCUAUGGGCGCUGGAGACUCCAUGGCAAGAUUGUUCCAGCAUGGGCUCCACCAAAAGAUCCCAUUAUUAAGACUGUCGUGAUUCCUGGUCCUACGCUGAAGCCUGAGGAGGAGUUUGAGGAUCUGCAUUAUCAGGUACCAAAGCCAAAGGCAGUGCAGUGGUACAAGUAAUUCUGAAUGUGGUGCCUUACUCCAUCCAACACAGAUCCACUCUGUACAGACUGAUUCCCAAUAAUUAAAAUAAAUAUUGCUGUAUUUAUAAAAAAAAAAAACUUUGGUUGUUGCUUUUUUUUAUUCGCAUUUGGCACUCUCAAAUAACUGUACAUGCACAUAUAGACUUGUUAUACGCGGUAAUCAACAUGGUGUUACUUUCAAUAAACAUGGAACUUGAUGAA